AACAACUUCUCCUUUGACGAGAGUGGAAGCAUUGGUCGAUAAUUCAGUAUUUCAGACAUUGACGUCUUCAGGCAUUAUGGAAAUAAGCGGAUGCAGAUUCUCAGAUUUCACUUUACGAUCCGGUUCAUCGGAGGUCCUUCCAGACACCUGCACCAAGAUGACCUGUGGGCUCGACUGCACAGCUCACUAAUCAGAGCACAUGUGACAUGCAGUCUUGUCUGGGCAACAACAUGUGCACUGACAGUGUGGUUUGCACUGUGACGGGCUCCACUGUCAUCGACUUCUUCCACAGAGCUCUGCCUGUCCCGGAUCGCUGUACAUACACUCUGAUGAAGCCUCAAGGAAGUUCAGAAUUCACCCUCUUGGCUGCUUUCCAGGAGCGCCGCCGUAAAGAUGUGCCACUUUUGGACCAUUUGAUCCUAUUGCUGCCAGGGCCCAGUGCGAAACUGUAUCUGGAACAAGGUGGACGAGUUCGGAUGGAUGAAGAAACACUGACGCUCAACAGCACAGCUCAGACGUUUCACGGCGUGGAGCUCUCCAAGGACCAAACUGGAGUUACUGCCACCUUACCGUUCUCCAACAUGACUCUCUUUUUUGAUGGUAACACCGUACAUGUGCAAGGACCGACCGAAGCCUUCGAGGGUUUGUGUGGCAACCCAACUAGUUUCAACUCGAUCUUUACCCUAGUGGGGCAGAAGUCCUCUCUCUUCAGUCAACAGAGCUGCCAAAUUCAGCACAACGACACCGUCGACAAUUCAGUCAACUGCAACUGUUCAACUGAACACUGUCAGCUCAUGAGGCAGGCUCCCUUCACUGCUUGUCACAGCUACAUUGACCCAGAGCCGUACAUCACCGCCUGCACAGACACUUUGUGUAAAUACCCGUCGGUGGACAAUAUGAAAUGUCAGUUUGUGGAGGCGUACGCCAAGUCCUGCAUCCUGAGAAACAACGUCACACUGGAGGGCUGGAGGGCACUGACCGGCUGCUGUAAGAUCCUCCUUCACUUUAUAUUCACAGUAACUUGGGCUUAA
Messenger RNA from Cottoperca gobio, 1031 nucleotides. Its product is annotated as kielin/chordin-like protein. The record is from RefSeq and is a predicted model, not a curated record. The coding region runs from base 207 to 1031 and encodes 274 amino acids. The transcript has 8 exons. Lineage: Eukaryota; Metazoa; Chordata; Actinopteri; Perciformes; Bovichtidae.